GACGACGAGGUGAUCUGAGAUCUCCGGCCGCCGCCGCCGGUUUCGGGUUUCGCGGCGCGCCCCCAUCAUGGCCGACUCCACCAGGGUGCUGGCCGUCAUCCUGGUCGUCGACGUCGUCGCCUUCGGCCUCGCCAUCGCCGCCGAGCAGAGCCGCCCAUCGGCGAGGGUGGAGACGGACGCGAGGCAGGAGUGGACCUACUGCGUGUACCGCCCCGACGCGGCGACCGGGCUGGGCGCCGCCGCGCUGGCGCUGCUGCUCAUCGGCCAGGCGGUGGCCGCCGUCUCCAGCCGCUGCUUCUGCUGCGGCGCCGCGCUCCGCCCCGGCGGCGCGCGCGCCUGCGCUCUCAUCCUCUUCCUCUCCUCCUGGUUGACAUUCCUCAUCGCGGAGUCGUGCCUGCUGGCCGGGCUGGUGCAGUCCGCCUACCACACCCGCUACCGCAAGGUCUUCUUCGAGAACCCGCCGGACUGCGAGACGGUGCGGCGGGGCACGUUCGGCGCCGGCGCCGCCUUCUCCCUGAUCACCUGCGUGCUCACCGGAGCCUACUACUUCUACUUCUCCAAGUCGCGGGUCUCCUACGCCCGCCGGGAAGCCACCAUCGGCAUGAGCCCGUACAGCUGAAACCCUGAACCAUCACUUCACUUGAUCUUGUCUCUGCUAUUUGUGCUUAAUUAGUCUGUUAUUACAAUGCAUAUUCAGAGAGAGAGAAAUCACUGUGUAAUACUGUGACAGUUUUGGUAACCAUGUGAUUUAAAUUUAUUUUGUUAGGUCUUUUGCACACAAAGUGUUGUUGGUCUGUUGGUGCAGAGGAUUUUUGCCAGUUGUUCUGCUUGCCUGUGGGUUCCCUGCUACCGGUGCUUCUGCUCUCGUGUCUCGUUGCUCAUUUUCAGAGCUAUAUACUGUAGAUGAUUAUAGCAAAGUGCUAUGAAAUCGCUUCACAAAUUGAUGGGGUUAAUAUCAGAGCAUCUAGCAGAAUGGAAUAUACCCACUGGCUUGAGACUUAUCAAGA
Messenger RNA from Oryza sativa Japonica Group (Japanese rice), 1007 nucleotides. RefSeq lists its product as uncharacterized. Lineage: Eukaryota; Viridiplantae; Streptophyta; Magnoliopsida; Poales; Poaceae. The record is from RefSeq and is a predicted model, not a curated record.